Molecule: messenger RNA, 1569 nt
Organism: Gloeophyllum trabeum ATCC 11539
Lineage: Eukaryota; Fungi; Basidiomycota; Agaricomycetes; Gloeophyllales; Gloeophyllaceae
Product: NAD P-binding protein
Exons: 2
Coding region: 1-1569 (522 amino acids)
Biological process (GO): steroid biosynthetic process
Molecular function (GO): 3-beta-hydroxy-Delta5-steroid dehydrogenase (NAD+) activity
Source: RefSeq, a predicted model, not a curated record
AUGUCCUGGUUGAACUGGCUCAUUGUUUCCGGGGUGCUAGUCGCUUUACUCGUCAUCUACAUCAAACAGAAUGACCGCAAGCUCAUGCAACUACCGCCCGAGGCAGCUUCAUUCAAUCCCAAACGCAUGACAGCCGAGUCUUCCAGAGAGGCAGCAGAGCGGCUGGCGAACCAGCCCAAGUUGAUCGAGGAUUACCUGCCGCCGAAGACGGGGCGGAGGUACAUCGUGGUCGGUGGGGCAGGGUUCCUGGGCGGGUGGAUUGUGGUUCACCUGCUCAAACGGGGCGAAGACCCCCGGCGCAUCCGAGUGCUCGAUCUGCGCACCCCGACGCGCCCCGACUUGACCACCGGCCCCGCGAGGGACGUCGACUUCCGCCAGGUCGAUAUCACCAACGCCUCUGCCAUCCUGGACGCGUUCAAUGCGCCCUGGCCAGAGACUGACGGGCCCGAGCCUGAACUGACCAUCUUCCACACCGCGGCGGGCAUCCGCUUCUACGAGCGCCAUCCGUCGCUCGUGCCCAAGUCCGCGAAGGUGAAUGUGGAGGGCACAAGGAACGUCAUAAGCGCUGCGCGGGCUAUUGGAGCCAGCAUCCUCGUAUACACCUCUUCUGGCUCCAUCACCGUCCGCCGCAGUCGGUUCUGGCUGUGGCCCUGGGAGAAAGAGCCGAAGUACUUCGUGCAGACGCUGAAUGACGACGACAAUAUCAUCCCAAAGCAGCACGACCAGUUCUUCUCUAACUAUGCUGUAACGAAACGAGAGGCGGAAUCGCUGAUCCGCCAAGCAGACGGUACAUCCUCUGGCAACGGCGUGCUCAAAACGGGCGCCCUGCGGCCUGGAAACGGAAUAUUCGGUCCUGGUGGCGAUAUACUGUGCGGCGCGUACCUCGUCCGCAAGGACAACCCGACGUGGAUCGGACACAUCCUGCAGAACUUUGCCUACGUCGAGAAUGUAUCUCUCGCGCACUUGAACUACGAGCAAGCUCUACUGGAGAACCUCAAGGGUGCGAAACCAGAUCUGGGUGGCCAGGCGUUCGCAAUCAGCGACCCCGGCCCUCCUAUCACUUACGGCGAUGUCUAUAUCGCGCUCUCGACGCUGACGAAUGGGGAGACCAAGUUCCCCUUGCUCUCGCCUACGGCAAUGCUGCUGCUUGCUCACAUGUUCGAAGCAUACUACCUGGCGCGGUUCUUCCUGCUCGACUCACCCUCCUCGUUACUCCAUCUGCUCGGCUCCCUGCUCCCGGCGAUCGGAGGCGACCUUGUUAACCUGCAGCCGUCCAUGUUCGCGUUAACAAUGGUGCACCUGAUUUUCGACGAUUCUCGUGCGCGGCUACCGCCUUCUAAAGGUGGGAUAGGUUACACGGGCGCUUGGACGACGGAAGAGGGACUAUGUAAACUUGUGGAGGAGUUCAAAACGGGCGGGGGACACGGAGAGGAGAGGUCUAUGGGUGGUGGGGUUAGCUUCGGUUUUGGACUCGUAAAAGCUCAAAGCGGGGUUCAUAACAUCGAGAAGAAAUUGGGGAACGGUCUCGUUGAGCGGCUAGAGGUGGACGCCACGGAAGCUCUGAACUAG